CACGUAGUGUGUGUGUCAAAAGGAAUCCCUCCUUUGUCUCUUGUGGCUUUAGAUGCGAUUCAGAUUGCAGGCUGGAUAAAUCUUGCGGCAGGCCAUGUUUACGUGGAGUGAAAACUUGGGUGAGGUUUGGCGGUUUAUGGGACGUUUGUGUGCCUUCAGAGAAGAUGGAGACAAGGGGAGAGGGGGAGGGCGCGAUGUGUGUGCGCGCAGCCGAUGGAUUCCUUUCCACCAGCGCGGAUGUUCUCGAUCCCCCGAGAUCCCUCACUAACUCUUGUCCGGAGGAUGAAUUCCAUCCCUUCAUCGAGGCUCUCCUCCCGCACGUGCGGGCGUUCUCCUACACCUGGUUCAAUCUGCAGGCCCGCAAGCGCAAGUACUUCAAAAAGCACGAGAAGCGUAUGUCCAAGGAUGAGGAGCGUGCCGUCAAAGAUGAACUCCUGGGCGAGAAGCCCGAGAUCAAGCAGAAGUGGGCGUCGCGGCUGCUGGCUAAAUUGCGCAAGGACAUCCGGCCCGAGUUCCGCGAAGACUUCGUGCUCACCAUCACGGGGAAGAAGCCGCCAUGCUGUGUUUUGUCCAACCCCGACCAGAAAGGCAAGAUCCGCCGCAUCGACUGCCUCCGGCAGGCCGACAAGGUCUGGCGCCUGGACCUGGUGAUGGUAAUCCUGUUCAAGGGAAGCCCACUGGAGAGCACAGACGGAGAGAGACUGGUCAAGUCCCCACAGUGCUCCAACCACACCCUUUGCGUGCAGCCGCACCACAUCGGAGUGUCCGUCAAGGAGCUGGACCUGUACCUGGCCUACUUCGUCCACAUGCCAGGUCAGUGGGUUACGCUCUCUUUCUCUGUCCUACAGCUACUGAUACUUGUACGUGAUUAUUUGAGAGGGGUCAGAAAUCAGGGUAAGAUGACACCCACAUAAUCACCAUCACAUCCAGCAAACUUAUGAACGUUUGCUUUGA
Messenger RNA from Cyprinus carpio (common carp), 954 nucleotides. It is a transcript of the gene nfixa, whose product is annotated as nuclear factor 1 X-type. Gene Ontology annotation, cellular component: nucleus. The transcript has 2 exons. Gene Ontology annotation, biological process: regulation of transcription by RNA polymerase II. The coding region runs from base 165 to 914 and encodes 249 amino acids. Lineage: Eukaryota; Metazoa; Chordata; Actinopteri; Cypriniformes; Cyprinidae. Gene Ontology annotation, molecular function: RNA polymerase II cis-regulatory region sequence-specific DNA binding; DNA-binding transcription factor activity, RNA polymerase II-specific. The record is from RefSeq and is a predicted model, not a curated record.